UUCAGAAAGACAGUAAAGUUCAUACCAGGCUCGGCUAACCACUUUAUUUACAGCUGAACAGAGGUAGGCUUUCAGUCCGCUCGAAAAUAAAAGGUUUUUCCAUGUCAUAUUUAUGAUUGUGACUUUCAAAAAAUAUUCAGGUUAAUUAAUUUAGCGUUAUUGUAUCGUAUUAUUCAGCGUUCAGCUGUAGUUACGUUACCGUUUGGCUAACGUGCUAACUUAGUGUUCCCUUUGACGAGCGAAGCUUAUUCGCCGGCUUCUUGUUCAGGUGUUCCCGUUCCACCUUAAAUGGUACAGCAGUUUUACAUACUGGCGCCUCAAAAUUCGAGCAAGAAGCAAGAAGCUGGCGAGUAGGAAGCCAACUUCAGCAUAUUUUACUCCCAGACGUUUAGCUACAUUGACUAAAGUCGUGCUAACUGGCUGAGAGGCUCGCUAGCAGUGCCAGGCUGUCUGACAGGCUUGCUGUUUGUACUAUGAGACGAUGGAGGCGAGACAGGGGCACCAAAGCUAUGCCAGAGAAGCUGGUGUGUUCUUGCCCCACCCGCCCGGUAACGUCAGACCGACCCCGCCGCUGAGCCGCAGGAACAAACGGCCCCCCGUGAGGAAAUGUCCCACCCUAGAGCAGAAGGGCUUCUACUCAGAGCUUCUCAGCUCAGCAGCCAAACCACAUGUGCAGUCCUGCACACAGGGACCAGACACUGAGCAGAGUUUGCUGUGCCAGGCUGGCUAUGAUUCACACACCCCUAAAGCAAGCACUUUUCAGACACCCGCUGACCUGUUCAGCAUCAUUGAGAAGGACAAGCAUGGGCCAACCACUCAGAUCCUGCAGCAGUCGGACUUCUCCUCAGGAGGCUUCAUGGCUAAAGUACAGUUACCCUACAGUUGCUCACCUGGCCAGCAGCCACGCAACAUUGAGAUCGAGAGACGGCGGCGGGAAUAUCUAAAAUUAGACAUCACUCAGCUCCUGGCUGAGCUUGGUAUCGACUCCAGCCAGCUGGUAUCCAGGGAACUGAGCUCGGAGGAUCACCCAGAGAACUCCUGUCCACCUGUGGCUAAGAAACCUUGCCCACCAGUUUCUAACUACCUUCCUCUGGAGAUAUUUGACAAUGAGGAGUUUGACUGCCGGACACCAGAGGACUGGCUGGCUUUGGGCUUUGAGCCAGGGUCAAAAGACCGCAAACCCGUCCCAGCCAAGGCCCUUCUACCAAGCAGUGACUUCAUCUUACCUGAGGAGGAGAAGAGUUUGGCUCCAGAGUAUUCGUGGCAGUCUGUGGGGGUCCUGGACUACUGCCCAGAGAAGAAGCAGUACCUGGUGCAAAAGGCAGAUCCACAUGGUCAGAUCAGAGACAGUAAGGGCAAACAUGUGAUUGGAGCACCGAAUAACAAAGGAAAGUGUCAGACUGGUCAGUUUUGGGUUUGGCGGGUCAGGCUGAUGUUUUUGGCUGAGGACCCACGCCUCUUUGCUCAGAGGGUCCAGUUUGCCUGCAGCUUUAGGAGAACCACAGAGGCCCUGCUGCUAUACCAUCUCUCUGUGGACUGCAUGCCAUCAUGGAGUGGGACACCUACCAUGCCGCCCAAAAGCCUCCAGCACAUCAAAGCCCUCGCCCUCAGCACGCCAGGCCUCAGACUUCCACGACUGCAGGAGUGUGUGAAACGUCUGGAGGAGGAGGUUCAUCUUGAAUACAUUCGCACUAUGAACCGAAUCAGCUUCGACAGGCUCGUACAGGACAACCCUGAGGAGUUCUCCUACAUCACUGUGCCUCAGGAAGAACCAGAGAGAGUUCCCCUCAAAGGUUCGGUGGCUGUUCCAGACUACCUGUUUGAAAAGAACCGUGCUGCUUUUGCCUUUAACUCCCUGCUCACCAAGCCGGAGGUCAUCUCUGCUCUGUCCAAAGUCAGAGCAGAGUGCGACAGAGUGGCUUCGAUGAGCCUCUUUCAUGUCACCUUCACCAAACCCCUACGCCUGGAGGAGUUUGAGCUGGCACAGUCACAGACCCACACACAGGUGCAGCUCUUCCUGAAGGACUCUUGGGUAACGACUCUGUGUAACGGGAUCUGCUCCAGUCUGAGGGAUGUCGGGGCCGGCUGGUUUUGCCUGAAAGAGUCUCGCUGGGAGGUGUACCAUAUGUCCAAGAUGUGCCGUCUGAUGGCAUCAAUACGCUACAGCCUACAAGACUCGCUACGUUUCCUUGUGCAGGACUCACUGGCCAGCCUGGCUCAGCUGCUGCUGGACGCCUGCCACAAUGUGCUACACUGCCCCUCUGACCUCACCUGGGGCUCCAACCUCAUCAACAGCCCAUACAAGCCAAAGAAGAACCCGCUGUUCCUGGUGGACCUGGUGCUCGAUCAGACUGGAGUACAUUAUAGCACCCCGCUGGAGAGCUUUGAGAUGUCCAUUGUUAACCUUCUGGACAAAGGGAUCCUGUGCACUCAUAACAUCCCUCAGCUGGACAAGUUUGUUAUGAAGAAUUUGUUCAUCAGUGGCGUUCCUCUGCUGGAGUCGGUGGGUCUGUAUGAGCCGGCAGUGAGAGAGCUGAGAGAGAGAGUGAGUCUCGCCCUGCACCAGGCUACCAUUCCUCUCCGAGCCUACGCCCGAGAAUACGAAUGCCACCUCGAGCUGCACAACUCUGACAUCAGCACCUUUCUGAUGCAUCACAGUGAGGAAAACACCACCCCUGUGGAAGUGAAGCGGGAGGUGGAGAGGCACCUGAAGGAGAAAGAGAUUUUGGAUCAGUCUCUCCCCUCAUCCAUCGUCAUCGGGCCCUUCAUGGUCAGCGUAGAGGCCGUGCGACAGAGCCUGUCCAAGAAACGCCGCGCCUUGGCCAACGCCGUGCUGGACCGCCUCGCUCUGAAGCUCCGCAAGCAAGUGGAGGAGGCGUGUGAGGAGUGUAAAGCCAUCAGCAGGAAGCUGUACGAGAAGCCUAACAGCAUUGAGGAGCUGACAGAGCAGAGGGAGUGGAUGAAGCAGAUCCCAGAUCAGCUAAAGGCUCAGGAAGAAGUUUUGGUCAAAGCCAUGUCUGACUAUGAGCUGAUAGAUGAGUUUUUCUACAAUCUGUCCAAUGAGGAUUUCAAUGCGAAGUGGACUGCGAUGGCCUGGCCCCAUAAGAUCCUCACGCAGAUGGAACAUGUGCAAACGCAGCAUGUGGAGGAUGAGGAACGCUUCCACAAGAUCCAGCUGGUCGACCAGAACAAUUUCCAGGAGCGCUUGGAAUCCUUACAGAUGCUGGUCGCAGGCUUUGCUGCCUACACAGAUUUCAAUCGAGCACACGAGGUGGCGAACGAAGUGCGUCGUGUUGGAAAGCAGCUGAAGGAAGCUCAGGCGAUGGCACAGGUUUACAACAACCGUGAACGCCUCUUCAGCAUCCCUGUCACCAACUAUGAGCGUUUGCAGAAGCUUAGCCGAGACUUCCAGCCAUUCAGGGACCUGUGGACAACCACCUCUGAUUGGCUACGGUGGCACGAGAGUUGGAUGAACGAUCCAUUGUCCACUAUCGACCCAGAACAGCUGGAGCGUAACGUCAACGAUGCCUAUAAGACCAUGCACAAGUGUGUCAAACUGUUCAAAGAUAUACCAGCCUGUCAGGAUGUGGCAGCCUACAUCCGUGGUGUCAUCGAGGAUUUCCGUCCAAACAUACCGCUGAUCCAGGGCCUGCGGAACCCGGGCAUGCGCAGCCGUCACUGGGCGCUGCUGUCCGAGUGCAUCCACAUGAACGUGAAGCCCAAAGCCAACCUCACGUUCUCCCGCUGCCUGGAGCUUGGCCUGCAGCAGCACGUGGAUGAGAUCGCCCACGUCGCUGAGGUGGCCAGCAAAGAGUACGCCAUUGAGCAGGCUCUGGACAAGAUGCAACACGAGUGGUCCUCGGUGAUGUUUGAGGUGUUGCCGUAUAAGGAGACGGGCACCUACAUCCUGAAGAGUCCUGACGAGGCCUCCCAGUUGCUGGAUGACCACAUCGUGAUGACUCAAAGCAUGUCCUUUUCUCCAUACAAGAAGCCAUUUGAGGAAAGGAUCAGUAGCUGGGAGAGCAAGCUGAGGAUGACCCAGGAUGUGCUGGAGGAGUGGCUGACAUGUCAGCGCUCCUGGCUCUACCUGGAGCCGAUCUUCAGCUCGGACGACAUCAACAGGCAGCUGCCCCUGGAAGGGAGGAGGUAUCAGACUAUGGAGCGCACCUGGAGGAAGGUGAUGAAGGCUGCUAACGACAACAGACAGGUGAUUGAACUGUGCCCGGACCCUCGUCUGCUGGACAGCCUGCGAGACUGUAACAAGCUCUUGGAGCAGGUGCAGAAAGGGCUGAGUGAAUACCUGGAGACCAAACGUGGAGCCUUCCCCAGGUUCUAUUUUCUGUCUGACGAUGAGCUUUUGGAGAUUCUCUCUCAGACCAAAGACCCAACAGCAGUGCAGCCUCACCUGCGCAAAUGCUUUGAGAACAUCGCCCGGCUUCGUUUCCAGCCGGACCUUCAGAUUACUCAUAUGUACUCUGCAGAAGGAGAGGAAGUCAAGCUCUUCCUCCCUGUGUGGCCUUCUGGGAAUGUGGAGGACUGGCUAUGUGAUGUGGAGAAGUCCAUGAAGCUCAGUCUGCGGGACUGCAUCGACCGAUCCCUCAGGGUAUACACAGAGGAACCUCGCACAAAGUGGGUGCUGUCGUGGCCGGGGCAGGUGGUGAUCGCGGGGUGCCAAACGUUCUGGACCAUGGAAGUUUCUGAGGCUCUGGAGAGGGGAGACCUGGCUGAGAGCCUUUACCCUCAGCUCCAGAUCCAGCUGAGUGAUCUGGUGCAGCUGGUGCGGGGUCGCCUGUCGAAGAUGCAGCGUGCUGUUCUCUCCGCACUCAUCGUGAUUGAGGUGCACGCUAAGGAUGUGGCUGCCAAACUGGUGGACGAGGGAGUGGCUAGUGUAAAUGACUUUGAAUGGAUCAGCCAGCUCAGAUAUUACUGGGCAAGAGAUGACUUGUACAUCAGGGCGGUGAACGCCGAAUUUCUCUAUGGCUACGAGUAUCUGGGUAACUCUGGGCGCCUUGUCAUCACUCCAUUGACGGACCGUUGUUAUCUGACCCUGACGGGUGCUCUGCACCUGAAGUUUGGAGGAGCACCAGCAGGUCCGGCAGGCACAGGGAAGACCGAGACCACCAAAGACCUGGGCAAAGCACUGGCCAUCCAGACGGUCGUUUUCAACUGCUCUGAUCAGCUCGACUUCCUCGCCAUGGGAAAGUUUCUCAAGGGUCUGGCUAGUUCUGGAGCCUGGGCAUGUUUUGAUGAAUUUAACCGUAUUGAUGUGGAGGUGCUGUCCGUGGUGGCUCAACAGAUUACUACCAUUCAGAAAGCCCAGCAACAACGAGCAGAGAGGUUUGUGUUUGAAGGAGCAGAGAUCCCGCUGGUUCCUUCUUGUGCUGUUUUCAUCACUAUGAACCCAGGCUAUGCUGGCCGAACUGAACUGCCUGACAACUUAAAGGCUCUGUUCCGUCCUGUUGCCAUGAUGGUCCCAGACUAUGCCAUGAUCGCUGAGAUUUCUCUGUACUCGUUUGGCUUCAGUGAUGCCAAAGUGCUUUCCAAAAAGAUCACCAGCACCUUCAAGCUGUCCUCUGAGCAGCUCAGCUCUCAGGAUCACUAUGACUUUGGCAUGAGAGCUGUGAAAACUGUGAUUUCUGCUGCAGGAAACCUAAAGAGAGAAAACCCUGACAUGAACGAGGAGCUGAUCUGUCUGCGUGCUAUAAGAGAUGUAAACGUGCCCAAGUUCCUGCAGGACGACCUCAAGCUCUUCAACGGCAUAGUGUCAGACCUCUUCCCCAAAACCCGUGAGGAGCCCAUCGACUACGGCACUCUGGAGGAGUCAAUCCGCAAUGUCUGCAAUGACAAGUGCCUCAAAGACGUGGACGGCUACAUUACAAAGAUUAUUCAGCUGUAUGAGACCACAGUGGUGAGGCAUGGCCUGAUGCUGGUGGGGCCGUCUGGCUCAGGUAAAACGAAGUGCUAUGAGGUGCUGGCAGCAGCGGUGACAGCUCUGCAGGGUCAGCCCUCGGUCAGCGGUGGAGUGUAUGAGGCUGUACAGACCUAUGUCCUCAAUCCUAAGUCCAUCACCAUGGGGCAGCUCUAUGGAGAGUUUGACCUGCUGACCCAUGAAUGGACAGACGGUAUUCUGUCCUCUCUAAUCCGCGUUGGAGCUGCUGCGAUGGACGAGGAGAAGAAGUGGUACGUGUUUGAUGGGCCGGUGGAUGCAGUGUGGAUUGAGAACAUGAACACAGUGCUGGAUGACAAUAAAAAGCUGUGUUUGAGUUCAGGGGAGAUCAUUAAACUCAGUGAUGUGAUGACUCUGAUGUUUGAGGUGCAGGACCUUGCCGUGGCCUCCCCUGCCACAGUGUCCCGCUGUGGGAUGGUGUAUUUGGAGCCCAGUAUUCUGGGUCUCUCUCCGUUCACUGAGUGCUGGUUACGUACCAUCCCCACCCCAUUGCAGCCAUAUGCUCAGCAGCUGGACUCACUAUUUACCCAAUUCCUACAGGACUCUAUCACGUUUGUGCGAAAGUCAGUGACAGAAGUGAUCACAUCUAUGGACAGUAACCUGACCUGCUCUCUGCUCAAGCUGCUGGACUGCUUCUUCCAGCCCUUUAUUCCACGAGAGGGAGAAAGACCUCCUCUUCAGGAGAAGCUGGAUCGUGUUUGUGAGCUCAUUGAGCCGUGGUUCAUCUUCUCUCUCAUAUGGAGUGUGGGGAGCACCGGAGACGCCGCCAGCCGCCAGCGCUUCAGCACCUGGUUCAGGGCUAAGAUGGCCCAGGAGAAGAUACAGCUGUGUUUCCCGGAGGAGGGGCUGGUGUAUGAUUAUCAGCUGGAUGAUGGAGGCAUCAGCAACCUGAGUGAGGAAGAGGAGGAUGCCAAAGGGAGAAAGGUGCAAUGGGUCAACUGGAUGAAAUACGCUGCGGAUGUUGUCAUCACCCCAGAAACCAAUUAUUCUGACAUCAUCGUGCCCACUGCGGACACCGUGCGCAUGUCCUUCUUGAUGGACAUGCUUCUGUCCAAUAAGAAGCCGGUGCUGUGUGUUGGGCCGACAGGCACCGGGAAGACCCUCACGGUGUCUGACAAGCUGCUAAAGAACAUGCCAGCCGAGUACAUCACACAUUUCCUCAUGUUCUCCGCUCGCACCUCUGCUAACCAGACACAGGAUUACAUCGACAGCAAGCUGGACAAGAGGCGGAAGGGCGUGUUUGGUCCUCCGUUGGGAAAAUACUUUAUCUUCUUCAUCGAUGACCUGAACAUGCCUAUGCUGGAGACGUAUGGAGCCCAACCACCAAUCGAGCUCCUGCGCCAGUGGAUGGACCACGGUGGCUGGUACGACAGAAAGCAAAUAGGAACAUUUAAGCAGUUGGUGGACAUCAAUUUUGCGUGUGCCAUGGGCCCCCCCGGCGGUGGCAGGAACCCCAUCACACAGCGCUUCACACGCCACUUCAACUUCCUCUCCUUCACUGAGAUGGAGGACUCCAGCAAGAGGAGAAUCUUCUCCACCAUCCUGGGCAACUGGAUGGAAAAGGUUCCUCAUCUGUUUCCACUGAACGAGCCUCUGGUGGACGCCACCAUUAAAGUUUACUCCACCAUCACCAGUGGUCUCCUGCCCACCCCUACCAAGUCCCACUACACUUUUAACCUGCGUGACCUCUCCAAGGUCUUCCAGGGCCUGCUCAUGGCUGAGGCUGGGAAGAUAGAGGAUAAAGUCCAGCUGCUGCAGCUGUGGUACCACGAGAGCUGCCGUGUGUUCCAGGACCGGCUGGUCAGUGCCGAGGACAGAGACUGGUUUGACCAGCUCCUCCAGCAGUAUAUCCAGGAGUUUGGCUGCAGCUUUCAGGAGGUUGUGCCCCACCAGCCGCUCCUCUUUGGAGACUUCAUGGUCCCUGGAACUGACAGCAAAGUCUACCAGCUUAUUGAGGACAGAGAGAAGCUGGCACGGGUGAUGGAGGAGUAUAUGGAGGACUAUAAUCAGGUCAGCACCACUAAGAUGAAGCUGGUGCUCUUCAUGGACGCCAUCCAGCACGUGUGUCGAAUCAGCCGGAUCCUUCGGCAGCCGCUGGGGAACGCUCUUCUGCUGGGGGUCGGAGGCAGUGGACGCCAGUCCCUCACCAAACUCGCCACACACAUAUCUGACUACGAGUGCUUCCAGAUUGAGCUGUCUAAGAACUAUGGAACAGCAGAAUGGAGGGAGGACAUUAAGAGCAUCAUGAUGAAGGCCGGUCUGCAAAACGUUCAGAUCACGUUCCUGUUUGUCGAUACGCAGAUUAAGAGCGAGUCGUUCCUGGAGGACAUUAAUAACAUCCUCAACUCGGGCGACGUGCCGAAUCUGUACACUGGAGAGGAGCAGGACAGAAUCCUGACUGCUAUGAAGCCUGUGGUGCAGGACCUCGCCCAGCAGCCCACCAAAGCCAAUCUCAUGGCUGCCUACGUCAAGAGAGUCCGGAGCAACAUCCACACCGUGCUGUGCAUGAGUCCGAUAGGGGAGGUUUUCCGAGCGAGGCUUCGCCAGUUCCCCUCUCUGGUCACCUGCUGCACCAUCGACUGGUUCAGUGCCUGGCCACAGGAGGCACUGCAGUCUGUGGCAGUGUCCUUCCUCAACGAACUUCCCGAGCUGGAGGCCAGCCCUGCUGCCCUCAAUGGCCUGACAGUGAUGUGCAUGGAGAUCCACCAGAUGGUGGCCCGUAAGUGUGAGCAGUACCGAACUGAACUCUCACGCUACAACUACGUCACACCAAAGAGCUACCUGGAGCUGCUCAGCAUCUUCUCUGCUCUGAUUGGCCACAAAAAGCAGGAACUGCACGGGGCUCGUCAGCGCAUGAAGACCGGUCUGGACAAGCUCUUGAGCACAGCUGAGGACGUGAGUAAGAUGCAGGAGGAGCUGGAGACCAUGCGGCCUCUCCUGGAAGAAGCAGCCAGAGACACUGUCAUCACUAUGGAGAAAAUCAAGGAAGACACAGUGGUUGCGGAGGAGACUCGUGUUGCAGUGCAGGCUGAGGAAGCCAAAGCAUCUGAGAAGGCUAGGGUAGCCGGAGCCAUGGCUGCAGAUGCCCAGAAAGAUCUAGAUGAAGCACUGCCCGCACUGGAUGCUGCGCUGACCAGCCUAAAAUCCCUCAACAAGAACGAUGUCAUUGAGGUGAGGGCGAUGCAGAGGCCUCCUCAGGGAGUGAAGCUGGUCAUUGAGGCGGUCUGCAUUAUGAAAGGCAUCAAGCCUAAGAAAGUGGCCGGAGAAAAGCCUGGCACCAAAGUGGAUGACUACUGGGAGCCCGGCAAGGGUCUUCUGCAGGACCCCGGCAAAUUCCUGGAGGGUCUCUUCAAGUUUGACAAGGACAAUAUCCCAGACUCUGUGAUCAAGCUGGUGCAGCCCUACAUAGACAACGAGGAGUUCCAGCCAGCCUCCAUAGCCAAAGUAUCCAAAGCCUGCACGUCCAUCUGUCAGUGGGUGCGAGCCAUGCAUGUCUACCAUUUUGUGGCCAAAGCUGUUGAGCCCAAACGGCAGGCGCUUGCUGAGGCUCAGGAGGACCUGGCUGUAACACAGCGUAUUCUGGAUGAGGCCAAAAAGAAGCUGGCGGCGGUGGAGGAGGGCAUUGCCGCACUACAAGCUAAAUAUCAUGACUGCCUGGCCAAACGGGAUGAACUGGACAGCAAGUGCCAGCUGUGUGAGGGCAGACUGAUCAGAGCAGACAAGCUGAUUGGUGGGCUGGCUGAUGAGAAAGUGCGCUGGAGCGAGGCAGUGCAGCAUUUGGAGUAUCUGGUGGAUAAUGUAUCUGGAGACGUGCUGAUGUCUGCAGGAUAUGUAGCUUACCUCGGACCCUUUACUGGCGAGUACAGGGCAGCGAUGGUCGAGGAGUGGCUGCGUGGCUUUAAGGAGCAGCAGGUCCCUCACACGGCUGAACCUAACCUCAUCAACAUUCUCGGAGACAAAGUCAAGAUCCGCUCCUGGCAGAUCUCAGGGCUGCCGAAGGAUAAUCUCUCUGUUGAGAAUGGUGUCAUCAGUCAGUACUCACAGCGCUGGUCUCUGUUCAUUGACCCUCAGGGCCAGGCCAACAAGUGGAUUAAGAACAUGGAGCGUGAUAAUGGAUUGGAUGUGAUGAAGCUGAGUGACCGAGACUUCCUGCGAAGUUUGGAAAACGCUAUUCGCUUCGGAAAGCCCUGCCUGCUGGAGAACGUGGGAGAGGAGCUGGACCCAGCACUGGACCCUGUUUUGCUGAGACAGACAUAUAAGCAGCAGGGCAGUACAGUACUGAAGCUGGGAGAUGCUGUUAUUCCCUAUCACGAUGACUUCAAGAUGUACAUCACCACCAAACUGCCCAAUCCUCACUAUUCACCUGAGAUAUCCACCAAGGUCACUCUCAUCAACUUCACACUGUCACCCAGUGGAUUGGAGGACCAGCUGCUGGGCCGGGUGGUAGCAGAAGAGAGGCCUGAUCUAGAAGAGGCGAAGAACCAGCUGAUUGUGAGUAACGCCCACAUGAAGCAGGAGCUGAAGGAGAUCGAGGAUCAGAUCCUGCUCCGCCUCAGCUCGUCUGAGGGAAACCCUGUGGACGAUGAGGAGCUCAUCCGUGUGCUUGGUGCCUCCAAGCUAAAAGCUGGAGAGAUCCAGGCUAAAGUGAUGGUGGCAGAGGAGACGGAGCGGGACAUUGACGCAACACGGCUGGAGUACGUCCCAGUAGCUGUACGUGCCCAGAUCCUUUUCUUCUGUGUGUCUGACCUGUCCAAUGUUGACCCCAUGUACCAGUACUCACUGGAGUGGUUCCUGGGCAUCUUCAUGGCUGGCAUUGCUAACUCGGACCGGGCAGACACAGUGGAGCAGCGCAUCAUCAACAUUAAUGAAUAUUUCACCUUCAGUCUCUACAGCAACGUUUGCCGCAGCCUGUUCGAAAAACACAAGCUAAUGUUCGCCUUCCUGUUGUGUGCACGCAUCAUGAUGAAUGAAAACAAGAUAGACAUGGCUGAAUGGCAAUACAUGCUGUCUGGAGGAACGGCCCAUCAGCAGCUCCCCAACCCAUCGUCCAGCUGGUUAUCAGAGCGAGCAUGGCAGGAGCUGCUGGCUCUCAGUGAGCUGCCUAACUUCAAAGGCCUGGCAGACACCUUCUUCAAACAUGAGCCUGAAUACAAGAGGAUCUUUGACAGCAGCCGGCCACACCAAGAGCCCCUCCCAGGUGAGUGGGUCACUAAGCUGGACAGCUUCCAGCGGCUGCUGGUGCUGCGCUGUUUGCGUGUAGAUCGCCUCACACACGGCCUGCAGGACUUCGUGUCUGCGCAGCUGGGUCAGCGCUUCAUCGAGCCUCAGACGUCUGACCUGUCUGUUGUCUUUAAGGAGUCUUCUCCAUCCACUCCCCUCAUUUUUGUGCUGUCCCCUGGCACUGACCCCGCCGCCGACCUCUACAAGUUUGCUGAUGUUAUGAAGUUCUCCAAAAAAAUGAGUGCCAUCUCGCUGGGCCAGGGCCAGGGUCCCUGGGCUGAAGCAAUGAUGAACAGUGCGAUGGAAAGAGGGCAGUGGGUGUUCUUUCAAAACUGCCACCUUGCGCCCAGCUGGAUGCCCUCUUUAGAGAGACUCAUCGAGAAUAUUGACCCUGACAAGGUCCAUCGGGAUUUCCGUCUGUGGCUGACCAGCCUCCCCAGCAACAAGUUCCCCGUGUCCAUCUUACAGAAUGGCUCUAAAAUGACCAUUGAGCCACCACGGGGCAUCAAGGCCAACCUGCUCAAAACCUACCUGAGCCUAAACGAUGACUUCAUCAACUCCUGCUCCAAGAGCGCAGAGUUUAAGUCUCUGUUACUGUCUCUGUGUCUUUUCCAUGGAAACGCUAUCGAGCGCAGGAAGUUCGGCCCACUGGGCUUCAACAUCCCCUACGAGUUUACAGACGGAGACUUGCGCAUCUGCAUCAGCCAGCUCAAGAUGUUCCUCGACGAGUACCAGGAUGUCCCUUACAAGGUGCUGAAAUACACUGCUGGGGAGAUUAACUAUGGUGGUCGCGUAACAGAUGACUGGGACCGCCGCUGCAUCAUGAACGUGUUGGAGGAUUUCUACUGUCCAGCAGUGCUAAACCUGGACCACAUCUACUCCCCCUCUGGAGAGUACCGGCAGAUCAGCACUGAGCUGGACAUCAAGGGCUAUCUGUCAUAUAUCCGAGGUUUACCCAUUAACGACUCACCCGAAAUCUUCGGCCUGCACGACAACGCCAACAUCAGCUUCGCCCAGAAUGAAACAUUUGCCCUGCUGGGAGCGGUUCUCCAACUGCAGCCCAGAGCAGCGUCCAGUGGGGGAAAGGCCAGAGAGGAGAUAGUGGAGGAGAUUGUGGCAGGGAUUGUGGAGAAAAUUCCCAACUCCAUCAACGUGCAGGAAGUCACUACCAAAUAUCCAGUGAUGUAUGAGGAGUCUAUGAACACUGUGCUGAUUCAAGAGGUUAUCAGGUAUAAUACGUUGUUAGCAGUGAUCUCUCAGAGUCUCAGUGAUCUAGUGAAGGCUCUGAAAGGUUUGGUGGUGAUGUCAUCAGAGCUGGAGCUCAUGGCCAACAGCCUGUUCAUCAAUGCCGUUCCAGAAAUGUGGAAGGCCAAGGCGUACCCGUCUCUGAAGCCACUGGCAUCCUGGGUGUCAGACCUGGUGCAGCGGAUCAGUUUCCUGAAGGGCUGGAUCUCCAAUGGCAUUCCCGCUGUGUUCUGGAUCAGCGGAUUCUUCUUCCCGCAGGCCUUCCUGACUGGCACGCUGCAAAACUUUGCCCGCCGCUCCGUCCUCUCCAUCGACACCAUCACCUUUGGCUUUAAGGUGAUGAAGGAGCCGGCAGCGGAGUUGAAGGAGCGGCCCGAGUCAGGCUGCUUCAUCCACGGUCUGUUCCUGGAGGGGGCACGCUGGGACACGAAUACCGGCCUGCUGACCGAGUCACGGCCCAAAGAGCUCUACACUGAGAUGGCUGUCAUCUGGAUGGUCCCUGUGCCCAACCGCAAACCUCCGCAAUCAGGGGUCUACAACUGCCCCAUAUACAAAACCCUCACUCGUGCUGGAACUCUGUCCACCACGGGUCACUCUACUAACUAUGUGAUUGCAGUGGAGCUGCCAACUGACCAAAGCCAGCGGCACUGGAUCAAGCAAGGCGUGGCGCUAAUAUGUGCACUGGACUACUGAACACUGUCGUUCUCACGCAGACACACGUUCACAGAAGUGCAGAAGGAAGUGCCCUUUAAAAACACUUCACCGUUUAAAGCUCUCGCUGAUUAAACAUGUCAAACUAA
Messenger RNA from Pygocentrus nattereri (red-bellied piranha), 13212 nucleotides. RefSeq names its product dynein, axonemal, heavy chain 1 (gene dnah1). The coding region runs from base 482 to 13105 and encodes 4207 amino acids. Gene Ontology annotation, cellular component: dynein complex. The record is from RefSeq and is a predicted model, not a curated record. Gene Ontology annotation, biological process: microtubule-based movement. NCBI's taxonomy places the organism in Eukaryota, Metazoa, Chordata, Actinopteri, Characiformes, Serrasalmidae. Gene Ontology annotation, molecular function: ATP binding; dynein intermediate chain binding; minus-end-directed microtubule motor activity. The transcript is spliced from 77 exons.